AUGAGUCUUGCCAGUGACAGGGGCCAUGAGGCGCCGCAAGUGUCGGCCAGCCCGGCGCACAUGGCCACCACAACCCUCAAAGUCGAUGGAAUGACCUGCGGUGCCUGCACCUCUUCGGUCGAGUCAGGGUUCAAGGGUGUCGAGGGUGCUGGUGCUGUAUCAGUCAGCCUGAUGAUGGGAAGAGCCGUGAUACAUCAUGAUCCGACAAAGUUGUCUCCCGAGCAGGUCGCAGAGAUCAUAGAGGACCGUGGCUUCGAUGCCACCGUCAUCUCCACCGACAUGCCUAGACCUCCCCCUCUAUCCAUUUCGACCGCAGUGUCCAAUUCAGAACCCCAGCUCAUGACCACAACAAUAUCCAUCCAAGGAAUGACUUGCGGGGCAUGUACUUCUUCUGUUGAGGCCGGCUUCAAAGAUGUUCCCGGUGUGAAGAGUAUGAGCGUUUCUCUUCUGGCGGAGCGGGCAAUCGUUCAGCACGACCCAAGCAUCAUAAGUGCCGAUGCACUGGCCGAAAUCAUCGAAGAUCGAGGAUUUGACGCCACCAUUGUCGAUUCGAAACGUCAGGACACUAUCAAGGCUGCAGCCGGGAAUGCGGAAGUCAAUGAGCAAUCCCACACAUGGACUACCACUGUAGCCAUUGAAGGCAUGACCUGUGGAGCCUGCACGUCUUCUGUUGAAGGCGCUUUCAAGAACGUUCCGGGUCUCAUCAAGUUCAACAUCAGCCUCCUGGCCGAACGAGCAGUCAUCUCCCAUGACCCCGUCGCCCUUCCUUCCGAGAAGAUCGUUGAACUCAUUGAAGAUGCCGGAUUCGAUGCCAAGAUUGUGUCCUCUCAGGCCGAGACCAAUGUACAGAGCUCAACCAAUGUUUCUCAGCAACUCAAGAUUUAUGGUCUUCCGGAUGGACAGACUGCAACUGAGCUGGAAACCAACCUCAGGGCAUUAUCUGGCGUCAAGAGUGCGGUAAUCAGUCUUUCCACUUCUCGAGCCACCAUUACCUACGACCCUGCCCUCGUCGGCCUCCGAAUGAUUGUCGCGGUCGUCGAGGACGCUGGCUUCAACGCCUUGGUUGCAGACUCGGAAGACAAUAACGCACAGCUCGAGUCCCUCGCCAAAACAAAAGAAAUCCAGGAGUGGAAGAAAGCAUUCCUUACUUCAUUGGGCUUUGCGAUACCCGUGCUUCUGAUCAGCAUGAUUAUACCCAUGUUCUUUCCGUCUAUAAAUUUUGGAGGCUUUGAGAUCAUUUCCGGCCUUCUUUUGGGCGACGUUAUCUGCUUCGCCCUGACAGUCCCUGUACAAUUCGGCAUUGGAAAGCGGUUUUACAUUUCAGCAUACAAAAGUCUGAAGCACAAGUCACCGACGAUGGAUGUGUUGGUUGUUUUGGGUACUUCGACGGCUUUUUUCUUCAGUUGUUUUGCCGUCAUUGUGGCGGUCUUGAUACCUCCUCAUAACAAACCCAGCACCAUCUUCGACACCAGCACCAUGCUUAUCACAUUCAUCACCCUUGGUAGAUGGCUCGAAAAUCGAGCAAAGGGCCAGACAUCCAGAGCUCUAUCUCAGUUGAUGUCUUUAGCUCCGAGCAUGGCAACCAUAUAUGAGGACCCCUUGUACGCGGAGAAGCUCGCCGAUGCUUGGACUGCUCCCUCGUCUCCGGUGCUCGAGAAGAUGCCAACUGCGGAUUUGAGGAGAGUGCCGUCAGGCCCUGGCCCAUCGGGUCCUUCCGCGAUUGAAAAGACCAUUCCUACCGAGCUUAUCGAAGUCGGAGAUGUUGUCAUUCUUCGACCUGGAGACAAAAUACCCGCAGAUGGAGUCGUGACCCGCGGGGAGAGCUUCGUGGAUGAAAGCAUGGUCACUGGUGAGCCUAUGCCUAUUCAGAAGAAGAAGGGUAGUACACUCAUUGCGGGUACCGUCAAUGGUGCCGGCAAGAUCGACUUCAAGGUUACCCGUGCGGGAAAGGACACGCAACUGAGCCAGAUUGUCAAUCUUGUGCAGGAGGCCCAGACCAGCAGAGCCCCCAUUCAGCGAAUGGCAGAUCUUGUCGCAGGCUACUUUGUCCCCAUCAUCAUCCUUCUCGGUCUGAUCACGUUCAUUGGGUGGAUGAUUUUGAGCCAUAUCAUGCCCAAUCCUCCGAAAAUCUUUACGGACAAACAGAAUGGCGGGAAAUUCAUGGUCUGCCUCAAGCUCUGCAUCUCGGUCAUUGUUUUCGCUUGUCCUUGUGCUCUCGGAUUGGCAACUCCAACAGCGGUCAUGGUGGGAACCGGGACUGCUUCGCAACAAGGCAUUCUUGUCAAGGGAGGUGCUGCUCUUGAAACAGCCACACGUAUCACCCAUGUCGUUUUGGAUAAGACGGGUACUCUGACUUUUGGAAGACUCAACGUCGCUGACACCAGCUAUGCGGCUCUCUGGAGCUCCAAUGAAUGGCGUCAGAAAUUGUGGUGGACGCUUGUCGGGCUCGCUGAGACUGGAUCCGAACAUCCCAUUGCGAAAUCCAUCGUUCUUGCCGCCAGGGAGAGACUUGGUUUGGAAGUCGAAGAAGGCCUUCCCGGCCAGGUCGGCACCUUCGGCGUCACUGUCGGCCAAGGAGUGUCGGCCAUCAUUGAGCUCAACAAUCCAGGUGACGAAACCAAGUACAAGGUCUAUGUCGGUAAUUCUGCAUUUUUGGCUAAUAAAAAGAUCGAUAUCCCGGCCGACGUUGAGAACGCAGUCAAUGCGGCUCUGUCUCCCACAAGCCGAAGUAAAUCCAAGACAGGAAUCACAACCAUUUACGUUGCGAUCAACGGGCAGUAUGCGGGUCAUAUCGGCCUCUCUGACACGCUGAAGCCUACUGCCCAUGCCGCCAUCACUGCCUUGCACAAAAUGGGUAUUUCCACCAGCCUUGUCACCGGUGAUACCUAUAACACGGCGCUCUCCAUUGCCGAAUUAGUGGGUAUACCCCGAGAAUCCAUUCGUGCAUCCGUCUCUCCCGGUGAAAAGCAAUCUAUCAUCUCCGACCUUCAGUCUCAAGGUGAAAUCGUCGCUAUGGUUGGAGACGGGAUCAACGACUCUCCGGCGCUUGCAACCGCUAAUGUCGGCAUUGGUCUUGUCUCUGGGAGCGAUAUCGCUGUCGAAGCCGCAGAUAUAGUGAUCAUGCGCUCCGACGACCUGCUCAAUAUCCCGACGGCCCUUCAUCUGUGUCGUGUCAUAUUCCGACGCAUCAAGCUCAAUCUCAUAUGGGCCUGUGCGUACAACGUUAUCGGAUUACCGUUUGCUAUGGGUAUCUUCUUGCCGCUCGGCUACCAUAUGCCCCCUUUGAUGAGCGCCACCGCCAUGAUGUUCAGCAGCAUCUCUGUGACACUGAGUUCGUUGGCAUUGAGGUGGGUUGGCAGACCCAAGUGGUUGACUGUUGAAGCUCUGAAAAUGGAAGGAAACAGAUACAGUGCACCCAUGAUUGGAGGGAAGAGGAGAAAGAAACUGAUGAACAACGGCGGCUGGAUGGGCAGGAUCCAAGGGUUUACGGAGGCAAUGUUCGACAGACUUGAAGGCGUGGCAACAAGGAGACGAGCGCAAGAGAGGGAACGGGGUAAUUAUGUCCCGUUACAAACUGUCGAGGCAGAUGCCGUGUAA
This is a messenger RNA of Fonsecaea erecta, 3597 nucleotides long. RefSeq lists its product as hypothetical. Gene Ontology annotation, biological process: monoatomic cation transport; copper ion homeostasis. Bases 1 to 3597 code for a protein of 1198 amino acids. Gene Ontology annotation, cellular component: membrane. Lineage: Eukaryota; Fungi; Ascomycota; Eurotiomycetes; Chaetothyriales; Herpotrichiellaceae. The record is from RefSeq and is a predicted model, not a curated record. The transcript has a single exon. Gene Ontology annotation, molecular function: copper ion binding; ATP hydrolysis activity; ATP binding.